UCAGCACCAUGGUUAGCGGACGAUUUGUUCUUAUUGCUGCUGCUUCUGCCCUGUCUUUCAUUCUCACAAGCUGUGAUGACUCACUUGACGGUCGCUCUUUGGAGAGUGCCACAAAAACACAGAGGGAGAACAAUUUGAUAAUGGCACUGCAAGAGGUUCUUGAGAAGUUAAAGAAUAAACAACUGCCACAAACUGGAAAAAAGUUUAGCCUACUUCCUUCGUGUGAUGCAGGUGAGCAGUGUGCAGUACGUAAAGGUACAAGAGCUGGCAAGUUAUGCGGCUGUCCACAAGGAACAUCAUGCCACUAUUUUAUUUUGAAAUGCCUUUAAUGAGACAAAGGAUAUCUGGGAGAAAAAUCUACCAAUUUACCUGAUGCUCUUUUGCCUUUUACUUCAGAUAUUGCAGUUAAUUUUCCCCCAUAUUACUGUUGUGUAAAAUGAAUGGAGAUUCAAAAUAAAGUC
This is a messenger RNA of Cyprinus carpio (common carp), 461 nucleotides long. RefSeq names its product cocaine- and amphetamine-regulated transcript protein-like. NCBI's taxonomy places the organism in Eukaryota, Metazoa, Chordata, Actinopteri, Cypriniformes, Cyprinidae. Gene Ontology annotation, molecular function: neuropeptide hormone activity. The record is from RefSeq and is a predicted model, not a curated record. Gene Ontology annotation, biological process: adult feeding behavior; cellular response to starvation; G protein-coupled receptor signaling pathway.